AACAUCAUCAUCAUAUAAUCCCCUCACGUUUUCUUCAACUUCACAUCUCUAAUCCAAUCCAACACACCGCUCACUACAACAAAACAGGCUUUUUACGAUUAAUUAUUCAGCCCUUGACCAGCGUUCACUGCAAUAAAACCGGUCAUUUACGACGAAUUAUUUAAUCUUACACAACCGUUCACUACAACAAAAUAGGCUAUUUACGAAAAAUUAUUUAAGCUAGACCUGCUGUAUUAUAUUUGUGUACAAUGACGGCAGCUGUGUCUAUGCUCGAUACCAAGUGUGAGCUAGAUAAGCUCACUUCAGAAAUCUUCUCGAUUCUCGAAAACAAGUUUCUUUUUGGACAUGAUGAUGGAAAGCUUUCUUUGACUGAUGAACAUGCGAAUGUCUUGCAUCUCGAACAGUUUAAGUCCAGCAAGCACAUUACCGGAAAAGUUAGGAUUCUCUCUAUUGACGGUGGUGGUGCCACCGACGGUGUACUCGCCGGAAAAUCUCUAGUUCAACUGGAAGCCAAUUUACAGCGAAAAUCCGGCGACCCAUCUGCCCGAAUUGCUGAUUAUUUCGAUGUCGUUGCUGGCUCCGGCGCCGGAGGUAUUCUCGCCGCACUUCUCUUCACUGCCGGAAAAGACAGAAAACCGUUUUGCACAGCACAAGAAGCUUUGAAUUUUAUUACAGAAAAUCGCCGGAAAAUUUCUAGGGUUCCGGCGAAGGGGCUACUCCGGCGGGUUUUCCGGUUGUCGGAGAAUGUGUUUGAGAAGAGUUUCGGUGAGUUGACAUUGAAAAAUACAUUGAAGUCUGUUUUAGUGCCUUGUUAUGAUUUAACAAGUGGCGCACCUUUUGUGUUUUCCCGCGCUGAUGCAUUCGAAAUCGACGGCUGUGAUUUCAUGAUCAAAGAUGUGUGUGCUGCCACAUCAGCUGGUCAGGUGGCAAUAGAGAUCAAAUCGGUUGAUCAGAAGAACAAGAUUCUGGCCAUAGGCGGCGAGGUUGCUAUGAAUAAUCCGACAGCCACCGCGAUCACUCACGUGCUUAAUAAUAAGCUAGAGUUUCCAUUUUGUAACGGUGUUGAUGAUUUAUUGAUCGUGUCGUUGGGUAAUGGCGAAAUUUAUAAUGGAAGCAUUGCUCGGAAAUCAGCAACAUCAUUCAUCAAAAUUGCUGGAGAGGGUGUUUCAGACAUGGUUGAUCAAGCUGUGUCAAUGGCAUUCAGGGAGGCCAAAACCGGUGAUGAUUAUGUCCGUAUACAAGCGAAUGGUAGUGUUGCAUCGGUAGAUCAAAUGUUGAGACAAAAGAAUGUAGAAUCAGCAUUGUUCAAAGGCAAGAAAUUGGUGGAAAUUACUAACUUGGAGAAACUGAAAUCAAUUUCUGGAGAAUUGAUCAAGGAGCAUGAAAGGAGAAAGACUGGCAUUUUGCCUACAGUGGUGUUAAAGCAGGCGUCUGGGGGAUCACCCAGAACUUCAUCUGCGAGAUCAUCAUCAACAUUAUCUUCUGAAUAACGUGUCGACUAAUAUUCAAGAUUCUUAUAUUUAUAUUUAAUGCGUGACUCUAUUUGAGUCGAGUUGUGCUUGCUUUGCCACUCGUGACAAAAUGUUGUUCGAGAUUGCGCUAUAGUUUAAGUUAAAAUAGCUGCAGAUAUACUAAUCUGGAGGAGUCUAGAAUGCUUAAUUAACAGAUUGCUUUAAGAGGAAGCAAGAAUUUGUAAAAGUUAUUGUUAGUGAAUCUGGAAUAUUAAGACUGUUUUAUUA
This is a messenger RNA of Daucus carota subsp. sativus, 1739 nucleotides long. RefSeq names its product patatin-like protein 7. The record is from RefSeq and is a predicted model, not a curated record. Lineage: Eukaryota; Viridiplantae; Streptophyta; Magnoliopsida; Apiales; Apiaceae. Gene Ontology annotation, biological process: lipid metabolic process. The transcript is spliced from 2 exons. Bases 249 to 1490 code for a protein of 413 amino acids.